CAGCGGGACGCGUUGACGGAGGAAAGCAUUCAAAACUUGUUUGCCCUCGCUUUCGGCACGGCACGGCGGCGCUCGGUCCGGUGGCGAGCAUUCGGCCGUCCGCUGCAUCUCCGCGCCAGUGAUGUUUUGGUUUCGGUGACAGACGCGCUCCUCGGCGCCAGCACGCUCCUGCCGCCAUGGGAUUUUUACGAACGACAGCCAACGUCUUCUUCUUCCUCCUAUCUUUCGUCACGUUCUUCAUGGGGGUCGUCGUGCUCGGCUACAUGCUCUGGAUCCUGGCCACCACGGAAAACCGGAGGUUCCUCGACGGCGUCCUGGUGUUCACCUACGUUCACUUGGGAGUCGGUGCAGCCUGGUUCCUGACAGGAAUGUGUGGUUGGAUCGGGUCUUACAAGAAGGGUGGCCUCGGAAUGAAACUGUUCUUGUUCCUCGCCGUUGUCAUGGUGGCGGCGGAGAUAGGCGGCAUCGUCGCUCUCAGCAUACUCAAGAUAAAGAUGGUGGACAUCUUAAAGUCCGGCUGGAUAGAAGUAAACGAGCCGACGAAAAACUUCAUCCAAGACAGGCUGGACUGCUGCGGCUUUAGCGGCCCAAAGGAGUUCGCCUCUACAAACAGCCACAUAGACGAGACCUGUUAUCGGUUAGUGGGCGAGACCGAGGACGUCUCCAUCAAGGAGAUUCGCCGGAUCAAAAGGGCCGGCUGCAAAGAGAGGCUGGUGGACUUCUUCUACAAGCACAAGAUCAUUUGGAUAUCUUCACUCGGUGUCGUCCUACUUCUACAGGUGACGGCCAUAUUACUGUCGGUGUACCUCAUCAACGCCAAAAAGAGAGAUCUGCGCGAGAACUCCUUCAGCUCGCUGACCCACCGGUCCUACACUACGGGCUACUGACAGCGGCCGUCGGCGCCGGAACCGGAAGUGCUCGUCUGGCUGUGAACUACGCAUGCGCGCCACGAGCGGGAGUACAGCAGUACGUUGCCUGGACGCACGAUGGUCACGGAGGGUCGCCGGUCGACCCCAUUGGAGCCACGCGCGCUGGAUCCGCAGCAGUCCGGCUGUGUUCCAGUGAACUUAGGGCGACAAGCUGUAAAAACCGAGUCACACGUUUGAACGCGCUGUUCGACAUGAACAUUUUUAACUCUCGAAAAUGAUGUCUAGCUUUUGUUGUUUUCGCGUAGGCGCGCUAUGUUGAUAGUAUUUCACAUCGUUGAUGAUUCCGGCGCUGAGGGCAUGUCAGUCGUGGAAAGCAGGUACGUUGAUCGAUGGAUCGAAAUGCGCGCGAAUGCUGCGGCUUCACCGGGGUUUCGUGUAACGCCGCCUUACUCGCGAUCGUGAACAGAAGUGUUAUAUUUUCUAUGAGAGCAGCGAGUUUGGGUGUCCAUGAGACUACCUUGUCGACUUCGGUGUUGUAAUGACGCCGGUGUGAUGAAGGCUUCUUUAUGCGGGAGUCAUUUUCCAGAGGCCUCGAACUCCCCAAUGUAGUAGGUUUGCCCGGCUUGUGUCCAAAGAGAGAGAACGCAGCCAAUUCGGGUGCUGUGGAGUCAAACGCUGUGUAAGCACCUGCUCCCACACACACACACACACACACAAAAAAAAAGGAGUCACCAAUACUUCGUUUGUUCUCGGAGUGAAAAGUUAAGAAGAUGCUGUUCAAAGAAGGCUUGAGAUCACCCGUCAGGUUCACGGAAGAAGAUGGAGCCAUCGUUGAUGGAAAUCAGAUCCACGGCAUAGAUGGCAAACAGUGUCCUGAACUAAUUUUUUUCUUCCGAUAAACGUUCAUCUGUUUGCUUUUGUACAUAAUCCACAUCAUGUUGUCAAAACAAUGUUUAGUUAUAUUGUGUAAUCUUGCUCAGGUGCUUGCAAAUUGAAAAAUGUAGUAAUUUUAUCAUGCAAUUUCUUCACUGGACAGUGUUGCGAUGUUAUUGCAUAUUGCGAUCUGAUAUGCCGAAGCCUGAGGUUCAAGUGACGGUUACUUUGAUUUAUUGUCUAAUGGCUUGUUCCUGGUAGUUCUUUUUUCAUAAGCUUUUCUUUUGUGAUGAGGGCGGCGCCAUUGCGUCUGCAGGAACAUCUUGUGCAAUUCACGAGCACUUAAUGCUGCAGUCUGAAAAUAUAACAGUUUCAUUUUUCUAUAUUCACUUGUAUCGAAUCUAGCCCGAUGUACGGCGAGUUGCUGAAGGCGUAAGACAUAGUGCAUAAAAGCUAUCGGUAGAGUCGAUCAUUCUGAAUGCGAAGGCGAACGUCGCUCAUCUGUGUUAUCCGUUUAAGUGAAAUCAUCUGAAUCAUCGCUUUUUGUACCACACUUCUUCACGUUUACCUAUAAUCUAGGUCCUAUGCUCUUCAUAGUCACGCAAAGUAUUGUCUCUUGUUGUGUCGUUUGCCUUCUGCGAAUGUUAGUGCUUGUGAACAUGGCUAGCGACAUCGCAAGUGCUAGGCGCAAUAAUGUUGCCUUCACGUCGUCAAUUCACGGCAGAAUGCUCAAGCGACGUCUUGAAGGUGCAGCUCAGCACGAUACUACAUGCGGUUAUGCCACUUCCUCCUACUAUUCAUCACAAUGCUUCUCGUUCCUUAAUAAUGGGCCGUGCAUAUUAUACUCGAUGGCUGAUAGGGGGCACCUUAGAUGAUCAUCAGUGAACCAUGGACUCAUCAAUGAACCAUGGACACCUCUUUUAGGAAAGUGAAUUGUUAGCUACCUCUCCCUCUCUUCUUUACGUGUCUAAUCUUCGUGCGCGCGCAAAAGGAGGAACCCUCGGAAGAAUCUGCGCUUUUCUAUCAGAGCCAAGUGUUCAGCAUGUGAAUGGCAUGCAGGGGAAUUGAAGCCGUGUUCGAAAAAUCAAUUGUAAAACUCCCGCUAAUAGAUUAGGAAAAGGAAAAUAUCUCAUAAUAAGGUAUGUGAAACGUGUUCAUGCGUGUUAAGAAAGUUCGCAGUACCGCGCUGAAACCGCACCACAGUUGGUGUGGCGAUGGCGGGUGCAAGCAGAGUUCCUUUUGUUGCUUCUAGUCAAGGGACACGCGGACGCCGAAAAGUGGAAGCGCGCAAAGUGCAGUAUUCGUAUUACCAGCAUGCGUGGAGCCCUAAGAUGCCUCUGCUCGUGGCGUGCCGCCUCAGUGGCAGUUCAUCACUCUACCUAUUGUGUCCAGUCGCUGGCAUGUUCCACGUAUCUCUCCUAAUCCACGUAUAAAGGCGUCCAACAGCAAGCGUCUGCGAAACUCCCCAAGAUCACGGUGAAAGGUGUACAUCUAUGUGCAAAGGCAGUGACGACAUUUUCUUUUGUGGAGGUAAAUUCUUGUCUGAUCAUUACCUACGUUAUUUGUAGUUAUUUCAGUCCCCGAUGGGGAGCAUUUAUUCCGCCUGGGCAUACACGCUCUAGCGGGAAGUCCGAAAACUAUCGAAAACGGAGGUACCUGUGGAACAAGCAGAUGCCGCCGCAAGAGGAAAUGCCAACUCGACGUAUGUUGUGAAGAGUGCGCGCAGUCGUUCAAAGGACAAAAACUUUAAUCGUUACGCUAUAACUGCUACCAUGCCGCAACACGAUGACAGACAGCUUAUCGAAUGCGUGGCACAUGCUUAAAGGUUGCCAACUUGCUUGAGACAUCUCAUUUUGUACUCCUGUUGCAAGUAGAAAGAGAGAGCGCGAGAAAAAAAAAGGAAUGAAGUUUAACCAGACCGAGGUCAUGUUGGCUGUUCUCCAUGGAAGGAGAUAUAAAGGAGGGGCCGAGCAAAAGAACAGAUAGUUCACACGCAGUUAAGAACAAAUGUACUGUUAUCAACUAAUUUUGCCGCUAUAUCCGAUAGUGCAAUUGUUACCUGCACUAGCGAUAGUUUUUGUGCGUUCCAACCACCUACAUUGAGCCAUGAUCGGUCAGAAGCAGAGUAAAUGUACUCUGCCAAAGAGAACGGGAACUCUCGAAAGUGGAGUUAAUAAAGUACUGGCUCAAGCUGACACUCCGGCAAACGGAACAUUUUGAUACUUCAUAGUAUUAGACUGGGCUAGACAAUCGUAGUUAUGAACAGACACGCAAGUAUUCUGAGCACCAUCAUUCACCGUCACAAUUCAUCAAGCAAGUAAAUCAUGGCCUAUUAUAACAGCUACGCUAUAGUAUUCCCGAGAGCACAAUCAUUCAUCGUGGCAGGUUAUGACGCAUGUGAAUCACGGCGUUCUAAAAACGACACAAAUAUUUCGAGCACCAUCAUUCAUCGUCACAAGUUAUCAAGCAAGUAAAUCACGACCUGUUUACAGCUACAGGAGUAUUCCUAGCGCCAUCAUUCAUCUGCACAAGUCAUCUAGCGAAAGUAUGUCAUGUCCCCGUGAAGGUUCUUGUUUUCUUUAUACACUCAGAGCGUGCACUUCCGAAUGCUAACAGUCUCGGCCUCCGAUCAGCGUCAUCAAUAUGCUGUCCACCAAAGAUGCUGCUAUUACUUUGCGUUAAUACGUAACCGCAAUGUAUGGUGUGCUUGCUUGCUAUAGAUAUAGAAUGAGGCAGUUGGUCAUUGGUUAUGUUGCGCCAUGGCCGUUUUCCAGAAACCAGCCUGUUACCGUCGCUCAACGCUCACUGAAUGACAGCGCAGACUUCCGAGCAAUAUUCGGUGAUGACGGGUUGCAGAGACGCGUCCAAGCUCAUACGUCAGUAUUUACCUUUGCGCCUACGUAAAAAAAAAAAAAAAAAAAAGUUGGCUUCAAGUGGGCUUCGAAGCUGGUUUCUGAGUUGGCUUCAAAGUUCGCUAAAAAUGCUGAGAUAUAGUUAGGCUGUGGACUGCGCUUGAUAAGAUGUUCUUCGGGUCCUCUUAAAUAUCACUGAGAAUAGUUUUGAGCGCGAUUUGUGCUUGUGUUUAAAUAAAAAGCAUGUACCAUUAUCAUAGUCAUCUCUUGCGUCUUUUUUUGAAAGCUCAGUGGCGUGUCGAGUUUGUUUGUACUCUGCCAGAAUGAUGGCGCAAUUAAGCACUUGCAGAGCAAAAGUGACAUGUUUUCAUCUUGUAUUCAUGAAGCUUUAUUAUAUAGGAAACGCCCGAAUGCAGUCAAUGUUGAUGCGCAUUUUAUCAUUGUCUGCAUUGUUACGACGCUGCGGCCAGGCAUCAGGCAUGUCAAUGAAAUAACUUUAGAGCCUGCUCGAACGAGCAAAAAGUGUGAAUUCACUCGAAUAAGAAUAUUCUUCGAAAGUGCGAACUUUGAAUAUCGAACCAAAAAAAAAAAACGAUUACUUCACCGGUUGGGUGCUUUUAAACGGGUCCUCGAACCGGAAAAUGUGCAAUACGCAUGGACUUUCUUUGUUGCAAGCAGGCUCCAAUAAUUGUAGUAACCCCGCAUAUUUCCAUAUUUUGGUAAUCGAAGAAAUCGAAUAUCUCUAAUCGAUGCUUCGAUUCGAUUCAGGAGUAUUCGAUUGGCUUUCGAACUUUCGAGUAUUCGCUCACCACUAAGUAACUAACGAGAGAAAAUUCAUUUCCCUCAAGCCAACCUCGAUUGAAACGCUUGUCGACGUAGUUAUGUCUUAAGUGAGAGAAGAAAGCCCUCCUUACACGGGGAUCGCAAAACAAAUGCGCGCUCGUCCAUACUAUAUCCUACUGCAUUCUUUUUCCUGAAGACACUUAUCGCAGUGUGUACCGUAUCGUCUUUCAGUACUACUUUUCUCCCGUCUUCAGACUGUUGCGUAUUUUCUCCUCAUACACCCAUCACGGUGCAUCAUUUACAUAGUUCUUUCCAGCGCUGCUGUCUUUCUUCCUACACGCGCUGGCUUGCGUGAAAGACGGCAGCGCAUUUGCGACCAUUGAAUUUUACGCGUAUUGCAAAUAUAUCUGAUAGUGCCUGCAAUACCACUCGCUAGUGUGUGCCGCCUAUGAAUGAUGAAAUGUGACUUAGUUGCGACCUCGUCCUAUCGUCAUUUUGGUCAAACGCUCGAACGAUUGCACGCUUGAUGCAAAAAGAAGCUGCAGGAAAACAACACGAAGGAAGCAAUAAACGCUGACGUAAUAGGAAUUGCAGAAUCGCAGAUGAAACUUUUCUUCGAAACUGCUAAUUAAGAGAAAGAGCGAUGCACACGUCGCGUUUUCGCCUUCAAUAAAGUGUGAAAAAUAACAACAGAAACUUGUUCAUUUUUUUGUAGCAGCCCUAGUACGUACGUUGGAUGUAAACUUGCGUUAACUUUUGAAAACUAAUGGUAUUAACGGCAAUUCUCGUAAGCUGCGCCAAUGAUUACUGUAUAGCAUGAACUCAUGACAGCAGCGCCCUCUACGCUUCAUCAGCCAUGCGUGAGGCGGUGCUGUAGUGAUAUUUAUGACUCAGGUGUAGCUCCGCUUUUAAAAACUCGUCUGAAGCACAUAGUGGUAAAGGUCUACUUGCAGUGUUGGCUACCCAACGGCAUUUCAAGUUGGGUCGUUGUAGUUUUGGAGAAGGUUUUAUGUUGGUAAGGUCGUAUGGUGGAUGAAGUGGGUCUCAGUGUCUGGAACACGGCACACUCCAAGCUCAAGCCAAAGAGAGUCUAGCACUGCAAUGUUGAAGCGCCUAUGAUAAAGCUGGCAUCCGACGUGAGAGGUGUGUUCAAGCAAAUGUAGUCAAUGGCCGCGGUAAAGUUGUUACUCUUGCAUGUACUGUAUUCAAAGUAUGUUUUUUUUAAUGUUUUCUCCGUAAUUCCGUCACACUAGCUAUUUUUGUUGUAUCGAAUUUAUAUCGCGCUCAACGAACUGCUGUUUAUAGUAAGGUGAGUGACAUUAUCAGAUUGUAGAGCGUGCUAUUAACUCACGAGGACUGUGUGUAAAUCCCAGCAAAAUGUGUAGGUAUUCCUGUUCAUCAUGUGCCUCAUCUUUGUGUGCACUUGCCUUAUUGUAUGCAAUCACGCUGUCAUGUGCAGUCAUUGUCAUACUUAACCAGAAUACGUCUUAAACACAUUUUUUUGCUUCUCCUGCGGUGGGCGCUGACGAUUAGUUGCUUGGAUCCUUAAAUUGUGUCGAGCUUAGUGCGUCAUCCUUGUAAAGUAUUCGAUGUUUUCUCGUUACAAUCCUUGUUUGUUAAAGUCAGGCUGCUGCAGGUUCAUCGUUCUGGUUAAGUCUGACGGCAACUGCACUGCUUGUCUUAGGUGAAACAUCGAGCAGUGAAUAAAGAACGUUCCCUUUUCUGGUGUACAUGACGUGAACAAUAAAAACGCUAUAAAAGAUCAA
This is a messenger RNA of Dermacentor silvarum, 7143 nucleotides long. RefSeq names its product CD82 antigen-like. The transcript has 9 exons. The coding region runs from base 177 to 887 and encodes 236 amino acids. Gene Ontology annotation, cellular component: membrane. The record is from RefSeq and is a predicted model, not a curated record. NCBI's taxonomy places the organism in Eukaryota, Metazoa, Arthropoda, Arachnida, Ixodida, Ixodidae.